This is a messenger RNA of Vitrella brassicaformis, 5593 nucleotides long. Lineage: Eukaryota; Vitrellaceae. The record is from the annotation of a GenBank genome assembly.
GCUCCCUCCUUGUGGUGGCGUCGCAGUAGUGCAUUCCAUGAUCAAGCGUCAUCGGCAGGACUGACAACAGUCAUCUGCGCAGAUGUGCCACAGGACAGUCAGUCGCCCUUCCGUCUGAGAGGCAGGCAACUUCAUGAUGCACGACGAGGACGGCGGCGACGCCAUGGACAUCGAGCCACCCGCACCGGCCGCACCUGCCGCCUCGGCAAGCAUGAGCGCCAGCUCCGAUGCCAUUUCAAGGCCAGACGAACCGGUGCUCCGCCUGCCGCCGUACAUCGGUGAGCACACACACACAUGGGGGGAGAGAGCACACGGGGGCGACAUGCGCAGCGACAUGGCGUGCUCCUCUGUGUGUGUGUUGUGUGUGCUGACCAGAUCUCCCUGAUAACGAGAAGGAGAUUCUGCGCAUCAAUGCGGGCGGGCAGCGUCUGUGCGUGCAGCGGGGCAUCCUGCGGCGCAUCCCACACACCGUCCUGAGCACCCUCUUCUGCGGCGCGUACGACCACCGCUUCAUCAAGGACGACACCAACGCCCUCUUUAUCGACGUCCACACACCGGCGUUCCUCUCGCUCGUCGAGCAGCUCGCCAUGGACUCCGUGCCCGAUAGCGAGACCCUCCCCGACGCCCCCGUCCCCCUCCCGCUCCUCAACACCUGCCACAUCCCGCCAGGCCUGGCGCACGACUCAUCAUACCGAUUCCUGUAUCGGCUGCUGCUCAAGCAGGUGCCCGACGGCCGCACAGAGGAGGGGGAAGGACACGAAGACGGCGAGGGGGAGGGGGAGGGGGAGCGGUCACCGCAGCAGCAGCUGCAGGAUGACGAGCAACAGGGCGGUCGUGGUAGUGGCGAGCGUCGUUUUGGUGGUGAGGGUCUGCUGCACGCGGCGGACGAGGAGGACGGUGUGGUGGCGAGGGAGGUGGAGGGCACGGUGGUCGCCACCACACUGCAGACGGUGGCCUUCUGCGGCACGGAAUCCUUCAUCUACCAUCGCAUGAACAGGUAGGUAAACAUCAACCCACCCACCAUGCGAGCGCAGCACUCAACCACACCACACCACCCUCUGUGUCUGUCUGUCUGUCUGUCCCUCAGGUGGGGCCCGGUUCGCGGCGUGUCGCUGUCCGAUUUCCGGCACAUCAUCGACGCCUACCGCCGGUUCCGCCUGACCAACUGCCGCCGGGUGGAGGCCCCCCCGCUGCCGUCCUUCCAGCUGGCCGACUUCCUCUACGCCUGCGAGAUGUUCCAGCUCAAGAUGGACAUUCCCAUCCACCUUUUGUCGGACCCCAACGGCAUCGCGCCAGCCGUCAUCUCGCUGUUCGACAGCCUGGUGAUCGAGGGGUACGGCGAGGAGGUCGAGGGCGUGGCCAGGCGAGUCACGCAGGUGGUGGGGGAGAUCCGAGAUCGGGGCGGGGAGGCCGACCUGGACGGGGAGGGCGAUGGAGACCGCUCACAUAUGGAACUGGUAUGUACCUCAUCAUGACACACACACACACGAAGCCAGAACACGAAGCCAUGCAUUGUGGAUGGUUUGUGGUCCGGUCUGUCUGUCUGUCUGUCUGUCAGGUGUAUCGUUUGCUGUUCCGUGCGACGCGUGACGGUUUCCACUACCGUCAGCUGCUGGCCAAGAUCCAGAACAAGUCGCGCCUCCUCUUCCUCAUCAAGCCAAGGGGCCUCGCUCCCAUCGCCAUCUUCGUCUUCGCCGCCUUCAGCCCCCCGGGCGCCGAGCCCCCCUACCCUGUCCUGCCCCCCAACAUCGACAAGAUCAUCCCCACACGACUGCUCAUCUUCCCCAUACCCCUCGCCGGCCGCAGACCACUGCGCUACCUUAGGAGGGAGCCCAGGGGGGCCGCUGCUGUUGCUGCUGCUGCGGCGGCGGCUGCAGCUACAGCAGCUGCAGCACCGGCGGCAACACCGGUCGUCACGGAAGACGAGGAGGAGUGGGGCCAGAGCGGCCACAACAGCGGCAACAACGGCAAUGGCAGCGGCGAGAAUGGGGGUCGCCCGACGGAAGAUGAAGACGGCGACGAUGAGGACAACGGCGCCGACACGGGCGACAGCCCCUCGAGCUCCAACAACGUCGACGGCGGUGGUGGUGGUGGCGGAAGCUCUUCCUCGGCCAUGCGCCUCACCAGCGCCGUUCGCCGGCAGUCCGAGACCACGGAUGAGAACCACCACAUGAGCACCCGCAAUGUGCGGCUGCGCACGACCCCCCCGGCUGCUGCGUCUGGGAGAGUGAGGGGGAGGACAGCGGGGCGGAGGGGCUCCGAGGAUAGAGAGCCGUCGAGCGACGAGUUUUGGGGAGGGCUGAUGACCACACACACACCGGCUGCUGCUGCCGCUGCCUCUGCUGCUGGUGGUGCUGGUGGUGGUGAGCCAUCGAUGGUGCCCCUGCCCAUAACUCCGUUCGCUAACAUCAAUGGCACCAGCAACGGCGGCGGCAAUGGCAGCGGCAACUCGGUACGCAGCAGCCAGGCAGAGACGAACACACACACACACCAUCGCCCUCCUCUUCACUCGUUGCUGUGCCUGCCUUGCUUGCUUCAGGGUUCUGGUUGGUCGUUUGUGGAGAGACCGAACGGGACAGCGCCGCACAACACGUCAAUCACCCCCUCCCGCCCGGCCACAUCGUUCGCUUCCGCCAGGUCGGCCAUCGGCACCGGCUUCCGCUCACCGUCGGGGGGCCCGUCCCGUCUGUCGCCGACCCAGCGCUUCGGCACCCCCCCUUCGCCCCCUCCCCCUCCCCCAGUGUUUUCUGGCGCCAGUGGGUCACUGAGCACCUUGUCGGUGUACUCGCGUCCGUGGCCCCCCGUGACGUGUCCCAACUGCCAGCACUGCUUCGUUCCACCGCCCGCAUAUCAACGACGGGUGCUGUACGGGCCGCCAGCCGUGCCGCCGUCUCGGUUUCAGCCGCCCCCGGCAGCAGCAGCAGCAGCAGCAGCGGGUGGUUCUGGUGGUGGUAGCGUGUCUGUGAGUCGCUCGCCUGGUUUGGGGCCGCCGCUGAACAGUUCUGCGCGCGAUUUUGGGGACUCGUGGUGGCGUCGGAUGGUGCAUCUUCGCAUGAACCCCUUCAUGAGCAUCGACAGGGACCGGGACGCAGACAGGGCUAGCGAGGAGGUGAGUGAGCACACUCACACACCCCCCAUCCACCCACCCACCCACCCACCCGUAUCUUUCCCAUUGAUUGCAUGUUUCCAGUGGCUGUCUUCGUCGUUCCUGCAGGCGCUGUGGUCGACGCCCAUGGAGUCGCUGAGCCCGUCAGGCCGCUACUCGGGCAGUCUGCUGCAGCCCACAUCCCCCAUGGCCAUCGACGACAAGGAGGACCACGUCCUCACAAACAUCAUCCUCGCCGCACCAGGCGAAGAGAUGCCCCCAGACGACCACAUGGCCAUCGGCGAGGGACUGCUCAACAACAAUGACAAUGGUGCCGGUGGUGGUGGUGGUAGUGGUGGAGGGAACAAUGACGAUGAGGAUCACGACAUGGGGAGGGGCGAUGGGCAGCGAGGCGAGCGGCGUGAACCCGACACCGAGGGGGCAGCAGGGAGUGAUGGGAAGCAGGCGGCAGCGGAGCAGCCAGCGGGGAACGCCAUGGGGCCUCCGGCUGCUGCUGCUGCUGCUGCCGCUGCUGGUGGUUCUGGUUCUGGCCCGCCGGGUGUUGCCCUUGGUCUGGCGGGCGUUUCAGUACCCUCGCCGGCUCUCAUGGGGGAGUCGGCCAGCAGCUGGCCUCCCCCGUCCGCUUCCUCUUCCCCUCCCAAACCCUCUCGCCCGCCCCCUUCCCCAUUCUCGUUGAUGCCCUCCAACGGGCCACCACCCCACCAGCAGCAACAACAGCAAGACCAACAGCAGCAAGAUGAUAAUGGUGACGACGACGAGGAGGACGAUGAGGGUGAUGGCGAGGGCGAGGGCGAUGCCCCUCAACCACAGCCACCUGCAGCAGCAGCUGCAGCGGCUGCCGCAGCGGCAGCGUCGCCACCCGCCCCAGCCCCAGUGCCGCAUGCCCACACUGCCCCGGCCGCUCCAGCAGCAGCAGCGGCAGCUGCUGCAGCUGGUGGGAGCGGUUUGACGGCCGGCGUGAAGGCCCCCGGCAAGGAGGAGGAAGAGGACAAGAGCACCUAUCGCAAGUGGAAGAGCUACGUGGAGGAGGACCCCGACCUGCCCAGCAAGAUCCCCAUAGAGUUCGAGGGCCACGUCAUGUCGGUGUGGCUGGGCGUCAGACCCUGCCCACCGGACGGCGGGCAGGAGGGCGCUGGCGGCACCGGCAAGGACGGCGACAAGGACCAGCAGCCCUUUCGCGCAGGAGUGGACAUGCCCCAGGGGCCGCGGGACGGUGGGUGGAGAGGGAGAUGGGAGGCCACACGAGAUCUCAGAUUUGGACGGGUGCAGCAGACCGUCAAACCCAGGUAACCCUGGAGAGGGAGAGAGAGAGAGAGAGAGAGAGGGAGGGAGAGAGGGAGGAUGACGGUCGAUGCACGAUUUGUUCUCUCGCUCUCUGGCUGUGUGUGUGUGUUUAGGCAUUUCCGUUAUGCGCAGCGCAUGAGUGACCACCGGCGGACUGAGGUGGAGGUGCUGGAGUCGAUGCGGCCGCCCCACACGCAGGACGAGCUCUUCAGGGGCGUCCCGCUUGACAUCGACGAGAUCGAGGUCUUCCAGGUACCUAACACACCCACACACACACACAUAGCACGCUCCCCAGAGAGAGACCGAGAGACCCCACGCACGUUGAUUGAUGUGUGCCGUGUGCCAUGUAGGUGUGUGAGGGCCCGGUGACGUGUUACUACGACCCCCCCGGUCACUCCUUCCCCCACUCCGACGGAGCGGCGGCGAGCAGCUGAGCAGCUGAUGGGUGGGUUGAAUGACGAUGAUUAAGCAAGCAAUCGGCUGGGGCGGGGGGCGGUGGUUGAUUUGUCGGUCGGUCGGUCGGUCGGGGCACCCACCCACCCCACCCCAGCCACCGUCCCGCCCAUCGGUCGACUCGUGUAGGGUCCUAGAGAUGUAGAUGCUUAGAGACAGACAGACAGACAGACAGACAGAGAGAGGAGAAAAGCUGGCUGGGCUGCGGCUGCAUGUAAGCGCCUUGCCCGUGUGUGCCUGCGUGUCUGCCUGCCUGCCUGCCCGGGUGUCAGCCUGGGUUGUCUCUUGGCUGUCCUCACCCCACACCACUCCACUCCACACCACACCACUCAACUCAGACGCGGGCGGGAUGUUGCCUGCGUGGAUGAAUCUGAUGUGUGUUCGUGGUGGAUGGGUUGGUGUGUUUGUGUUUGCUCUCAGCUGCGUGCGUAUGUGACGACAGACAGUACACGCACUGCCACUCACUGUGUGCGUGGGUGUUUGUGUGCGGGCUCUUUAAGGAGGUGCAGCUCUGCUGUGGACGGAAUGUGUGUGUGUGUGUGUGUGUGUGCGUGAGGGCGUAGGAGCGAGGCUUGCAAGUGGUGAGCGCUUCUUGCUUGAGUAAUGGUGGUGGGACGGUGGGUGGGUGGAUUGAGAUGGAAGGACAGACAGACAGACGCCUUUUUGUUGCGUAACAUUUGCUUCGUUGUGUGUGUGUUAUCGACCGACCAUACGUGUUUGAUGCCUUCCUUCCUGUCAAUCGUCAGUGAU